AUGGCAGUUAAGGGCAAGAGACGACCACAUGUAUUGGCUGUUCCAUUUCCAGCUCAAGGACAUGUCCGGCCGCUCAUGAAAUUGUGUCGACGAAUUGCCAGUCGAGGGAUUAAGGUUACAUUCGUUAACACGGAAUAUAUACAUGGAAAAGUGUUUGCUGCAAUGUCUGAGGAGGAUAAGAAGAAAAACUGGAUGCAACUGAUCUCAAUUCCAGAUGGAUUGCCACCUGAGGAUGACAGAAGUCCUGGAAUCGAGCUAAUGGAAAGUGUUAUAAGAACGAUGCCUGGAAAUUUGACAAAUUUGAUUGAGAAAAUUAAUUGUGAAAACAGUGGCGAAAAGAUUACUUGUGUAAUAGCUGAUAUCACAAUUGGAUGGAUACUUGAUGUUACACAAAAAUUGGGAGCUGAAUCAGUAGUCUUUCACCCUGCUGCAGCUGCAGGCAUGGCCAUGAUACUUCAAAUUCCGAAGCUUAUUCGAGCAGGAAAUCUUGAUACAUAUGGAUCUGUUGCGAAAAAUGAACUGAUCGACCUUUCAGAUAAUAUACCUCCUUGGAGAAGAAAUGAACUUACAUGGAGCAUCCCAGGUGACCUAAAGACUCAAAAGAUAGCGUUUGAAUGUUUCGCAGCUGCUGGAAAAACAGCAAAUCAUGCUAAGUGGAUGCUCUGCAAUACAUUUAAUGAACUCGAAUCAUCAGCUGGUAAUUUGAUUCCCAACUUCUUGCCUAUUGGACCAUUGGUUAGCACUAAUAAACAGGAAUCAUCUGCCAUUGAUGGGAGCUUUUGGCUGGAGGAUACGACGUGUUUUAGCUGGUUAGAAGAACAACCAAUUGGCUCUGUGAUCUAUGUUUCUUUCGGCAGCAUAGCUGUUUUCUGUCAGGACCAGUUAAAUGAACUAGCACUGGCACUUGAACUUUCAGGGCGGCCCUUUCUAUGGGUCGUUAGAUCAAAUCUUGCUAAUGGAUCGAGUGUCAAGUACCCAAAUGGCUUCCGGGAAAGAGUGGCAAAGCGUGGAAAAAUUGUCGAAUGGGCACCUCAGGAAAAAGUUUUAGCUCAUUCUUCUAUCGCCUGUUUUCUAAGCCAUUGUGGAUGGAACUCAACCGUGGAGGGUUUAAGCAUGGGAGUUCCUUUCUUGUGUUGGCCUUAUUUUUCGGAUCAAUUCCACAACCAGAAUUACAUUUGCGAUGUGUGGAAGAUUGGUUUGAGACUGAACCCGGACGAGAACGGACUCAGAUCAAGGCAUGAAAUUAUGACUAAAAUAGAAAUGCUGCUUUCGGAAUACAGUAUUAAAGUCAGUGCCAUAAAACUGAAGGAAAUGGCUCCCAAGAAUGUAAGCGGAUUGGGAUCGUCUUCUCAGAAUUUCGAUAGUUUUAUCCAUCAUUUGAAAAAUUGAAGAUGAUUAAGUUGUAUUUAGAUUUAUUUCCAUGUUUCGUGGCUUCUCCUUGAAUCUUGUGAAAUUUUAAAUA
Molecule: messenger RNA, 1462 nt
Organism: Olea europaea var. sylvestris
Lineage: Eukaryota; Viridiplantae; Streptophyta; Magnoliopsida; Lamiales; Oleaceae
Product: UDP-glycosyltransferase 83A1-like
Exons: 2
Coding region: 1-1389 (462 amino acids)
Molecular function (GO): UDP-glycosyltransferase activity
Source: RefSeq, a predicted model, not a curated record